AUGGCUCUGAAUGUUGCAAAUUCUACUGCUUCUAGUGUAGAUGCUGAUGUGGUUUCCGUUGUUAACCCUUCAUCUGCAUUAUACCUCCUUUCAUCUGAUUCUUCUGGCACAAUUUUGGUUACCACGCCCUUUAAUGGGACGGGUUAUGGAAGUUGGCAUCGAGGAAUGUUGUUAUGGUUAUCCUAUAAAAACAAACUAGGUAUGAACAAUGGUUCCAUUCCUAAGCCUUUUGCUACUGAUCCACAUUUUCAAGCAUGUAUUAGGUGUAAUGAUAUGGUGGUAGCACGGAUUCUAAACAGUCUAGAUAAGGAAAUUAGGGAAAUUGUGAUGUACACUGAAUCUGCGGAGAUUUUAUGGAAGGAAGUUGAAUGUAGAUUUGGUCAGGCUAGUGGUACCAAAAUUUUCCAAAUCAGGAAAGAACUUUCUUUUAUUUCCCGAGGAUCCUCGAGUGUUGCUUCCUACUUCAAAAGAAUUAAGAAAUUCUGGGAUGAAUUGUGUUUCUCCAUUACCUCUCCUGAUUGUACUUAUGGGUGUAAGGAUGGUUUUCUCAAGUUAAAAGAGGAGAAGAGAGUUCAUUCGUUCCCCAUGGGAUUGAAUGAUUCAUAUUCGACCAUCAGAAGGAACAUCCUCAUGUUAAAACCCCUUCCUGACAUUGAUAAUGUGUAUUCAAUGUUGAUAACUGAUGAGUGUCAAUCUGAGGUGCACAAUAAUCUCCCUUCCUUCAAUUCCUACUCUGUUGCUUUCUCCACUGGUAGCCAAAGACCGUAUAAUCAAAAGCCAAGUUCAGAUUCUGGUGGUUUAUCUACUACUGUGUCAAGACCCGAACCAGGGCCUGGCC
Capsicum annuum is the source of this 838-nucleotide messenger RNA. RefSeq lists its product as uncharacterized. Lineage: Eukaryota; Viridiplantae; Streptophyta; Magnoliopsida; Solanales; Solanaceae. The transcript has a single exon. The annotation marks the transcript as partial. The record is from RefSeq and is a predicted model, not a curated record.